Molecule: messenger RNA, 1858 nt
Organism: Capsicum annuum
Lineage: Eukaryota; Viridiplantae; Streptophyta; Magnoliopsida; Solanales; Solanaceae
Exons: 2
Coding region: 464-1456 (330 amino acids)
Source: RefSeq, a predicted model, not a curated record
UUUGAAAGAGAACUAAAACAUCAAGUCUAAAACUAAGCGGGUUCUGCAACAUCUACCCUAACCCAACCCUUCAUUAAACACAUUCCUUUAUUGUUCGAAGAAUAUGAAAGGAUUAUAAGUAUUAGACUAGCACAGAAAGAAAGGAAGGUCACUCUUGUAACCCCAUUAGACAGAGAGAGCAAAAAGGUGAAUAUAUAAUUAGAAAAGUGCGCCAUCAAACAGAUGGUAAUAAAAGAAGCACAUCAACAAAAAGUAAUAAAAGAAAGCCUGUUGCCUCCCCCUCUUUGUUCUCUUUUAAAAACUCGCUCUUGUAAGCACAAUAUUCAGAAAAGAAAAAGUCCCUAAAGAUCAUCAUCACCAUCACCAUCAUUCCUACACUUCUUCAAACCCCAAGAUCUCAAAAUAGCUUAAAGAACAUUCAAGAAGAAAGUAGAAACAAAACACACCCACAUACACGCACACAAUGAAAGGUACUAGAAGAGGGAAAGGACCUCCUUCAGCAGAUCUUUUAGUAUGUUUUCCAUCAAGAGCACAUUUAACCCUUAUGCCAAAACCAAUAUGUAGCCCAGCAAGACCUUCAGAUUCCACCAAACGCCACCACAAUCACGACCUCAAGAAAAUUAGCACCAGGAUUGGUGGUGUUCAAGCCCAAUCUAGUCCUCUACUUUGGUCAAAAUCCAAGAAUUCUGAGAUUAUUUCAGAGCCCACUUCCCCAAAAGUCACUUGUGCAGGGCAGAUAAAGGUAAAGCCAAAGCAGGGUAAAUCAUGCAAGAAUUGGCAAUCAGUGAUGGAAGAAAUAGAGAAGCUACACAACAGAAAGUCUCAAAAGAAAAAAGGUGCCAAUUGGAUGGAAGCAAUUGGAAUCAAGAAAGAUGUAAUGCAAUUCUUGACAUGUCUUCGUAACAUAAGGUUUGAGUUUCGAUGCUUUGGUUCAUUUCCAACAACAGCUCAUGACAUCACUUCUGACGAGGAUGAGGAUGAAGAAUUAAAUCGAGAAGCGAAUCACACACAUAGAGAUAUAAAUAAUAAUGACGAAGAUGAAGAUGAAGACGAAGAAGCUUCAAGAACUGUAUUCUCCAAAUGGUUCAUGGUUUUGCAAGAUGAAAACCCGAAAACUGAGCUCACUAAAGAGCGCGGUAAUGAUAAUGAUGACGAUGAUAAUGUUCCUAAUUGUGUGCCACCACCUAAUGCACUUUUACUCAUGCGUUGUCGUUCUGCUCCCCCGAAAAGCUGGCUUCAAGAAACACAACAACAAGUUGAAGAGGAAAGUGAAGAAGAAGAAAUGGAAGUAGAAUCAACAAUGGAAGAAAUGGAAAACAAGAAGAAAAACGAAAACUUAGUAGUGAUGAGAUAUGGGAGUGAUUUCCACAGAUUUUCUUCAGAUAUAGCAAAGGAGACAUGGGUUGUAGGUGGUGUUAGAGAUCAAUUAUCUAAAAGUCGAAGUUGGAAAAAAUAAUUAACGCCAUAUACAACACGUCAGUUAAGGAAUUUCAGCCUUCCAAAUAACAGUGUUAUAAAGGUUGUACCUAUGAACCAAGUCCUAAUAGACACAAAGAAAGAGCAAUAGGUCGGACCAGCUUACGAGAUCAACUUCAUGCUUAUUGUUUUUUUCACUUAUAUAAUUUCUGCAUAUAGCAUUAUAUAUUGUUCUGGUGUUUGGAAUUGUUAAUUAUGUUGAAUUUGUGUUGGUGUUCUAAACUCUGAAGAAUCGAGCUUUUGGCAUUUGAUUCUUGGGAGUGUGGAACAGUUGUGUAUACUCUUCUAAAGAUUUUCUUUUUGUUCAAUUUAUUUUUGUAUUUUGUUGUUUCAUUGACCAAUGUAUGUAUUUUAGAGAAGGAUUAUAAAAUUAUUUUCUGAC